UGAUCAAGGGUUAACACGAUCAAGAGUGAGAAAGAUCAAGUUGCGGAACAAGAUGGCAACCCCGAUCUUGCUUAUUAGGAACCGUUUCCGCUGCCUUCAAUUAUCCCUCAGCCUUGACACUCAAAGUCAGCUUCACUUUUGUUCUUCCUUCACAGAAUGAGCUUUUCCGAGAGUUUUUCUUCAGAUGUCGCAACAAGGAACACUGCUCGAACUUUCUUAUCGAGCGUCAGCGGUUUUUCUCAGCCUUCUCAUCGCAAAAUAAAAACCCUACUCGACUUGUUACAAACUGUUCAACAUCUCAACCUUGAGCAGUUCGCCCACACAUCCCUCCAGCGUGACCGACAUAUUGGCGAAGGAGUGUCAUACAAAGUAUCGCGAUGCGUUCACAGAGACACGAAAAGGGUAUAUGCUGUCAAACAGGCCAAACUCCCAUCUGCGGCUAGUGAUUUUGAGGCUUUUGAGCGACAGGUUACGUCUGUACUAAAAGACGUUGAGGUGAUGUCCCAUGUUGGCAGAAAAAAGAAUGUCCUAAAUAUACUUGGGUAUGGAUGGAGUCUGGAUAAGGAUAACCACAUCCCGUUCCUAGUUACUCAGUUUGCUGAGGGUGGGACACUGAGAAACUUCUUGAAAAGCUCUCGGACUGGGGUCCAGGAUAAGAUCAAGCUUUGCCGCGACGUGGCUCAAGGCCUCCAGGGCCUGCAUUCGUGUGGGAUCGCGCAUGGUGAUCUCAAGCUCGACAAUGUUCUCGUUACCUCGUGGCUGGACGAAACUGCGUCAGUAAAUGGACUCCACAGUAAUAGCCAAGAGCCGUCGCAUCUGUCCCACAUCGAAGUUUGUAUUUCUGACUUCGGCCACUCUCUACUAAUUAGUGAUAGAGAUGAGGAUGACUGGCAACAGUACGGCGGAACUCUAGCUUAUAAUGCUCCAGAAAUAUCUGGUGAACAUCAAGGGAAAGAGCAAACCUUGGAUUUUGCCCAGUGCGACAUUUGGUCACUCGGCUUAUUGGCCUGGGAGAUCUUCAAAGAUGGCCAUACGUUCUAUAGCCACUCCAGUAUCCGAGCUGCAAUUCUCUCCGACAUCCCUGCAUCGUCAACAUCUCCUUCUCAUUCUAUUGGUAAAACUCCAAUCACUGAAGGAACCUCAACCACCAUACCACUACAGAUUCAGAGCUCAAACGCGAAAACCAUAGAAAACUUGAACAACGCAGCCGACCAGUUCUUCGGCAUCGCCUGUAAAGAUAUCCAAGAGCAUCUGGGUCAAAGCAUUGAUCCGAGAACAAUGAAGCAUAUUACAGUCAUGCUUCGGAUGUCUCUCCAAAUGGACCCACAAAAGCGUGCAUGCAGCACUCUGUUGACCCCACUGCUAGAUGAGGGCGCGGGGUAUCCAUCAAGCGUGCUGAAGAGCCCCCGCUAUACCGAUUACAACCAGCCAAUUGCGUGGUCAUUUGAGAUACUUCAGCAAAAAGAGAACAUCCCAUAUGAAGCAGCGGUGCAAAUUCUAAAAGAUUGGAAGCGGCUAGCUACGCAAGUGGCGCAAAACCAUGACACCAGUAUCGACGUGUCACCUAGAGCAUCGCUUCAGAUUGCCUUGGCAUAUAUGUGCGGAUUCGGGGGCCCAGAAUCUACAUCGGAAGCCGUGAAAUAGUUUUCCAAAAGCGCUUUGGAGAAACUCGACAUCGCACAAGAUUUCCUGCCAUUUAUCAGUGCGAGGUCCAGAUAUGAAGAUGAAGGGUGUUCUAACGACCAUUCUGGAGUAGAGGACGCUCUGUUGGCCUAUACAGAGUGCGUACGU
This is a messenger RNA of Aplosporella prunicola CBS 121167, 1791 nucleotides long. RefSeq lists its product as uncharacterized. The record is from RefSeq and is a predicted model, not a curated record. Lineage: Eukaryota; Fungi; Ascomycota; Dothideomycetes; Botryosphaeriales; Aplosporellaceae. The coding region runs from base 157 to 1644 and encodes 495 amino acids. Gene Ontology annotation, molecular function: protein serine/threonine kinase activity; ATP binding. Gene Ontology annotation, cellular component: nucleus; cytoplasm. The transcript has 5 exons. Gene Ontology annotation, biological process: protein phosphorylation; mitotic DNA damage checkpoint signaling.